Molecule: messenger RNA, 2075 nt
Organism: Drosophila elegans
Lineage: Eukaryota; Metazoa; Arthropoda; Insecta; Diptera; Drosophilidae
Gene: Wnt10
Product: protein Wnt-7b
Exons: 7
Coding region: 332-1795 (487 amino acids)
Biological process (GO): cell fate commitment; canonical Wnt signaling pathway; multicellular organism development
Cellular component (GO): extracellular region
Molecular function (GO): frizzled binding; cytokine activity
Source: RefSeq, a predicted model, not a curated record
CUGGCAGGACGUUCGUGUCCUGUGUCUUCCGUGCCGUAAAUAAAAAGCAUCCCAUAUCAAUCACAAUUCAUAUUUAAUUUUUAACAAAAAUAAACUCUAUUUGAGGCACUAAAACAAUCCCCCAAUUAAAGCAAAAUUAACAAAAAAUGUGAAAGACUUAGGACCAAAAGGAAAAGAGUUCAAGAUAUUUCAAAUGAGCUCUACAAAAUGUUUCCUGCUGCUCGGCCCCUGCAAACGAAUUCAAAUGCCCCUGCAACGACCAAAGAUACGGUGCCCAGUGAUAAAUUAACUAACGAAAAUGCAGUGCAAUUAAACAUUUGGCAGCAAUUGUAUGAAAAUAUAUGCAAAUCAAAGCCGAGCGAUGACUGCGUGGCGAGCAACAUCAAAAGGCCACGAGCAACAGCAACAGCAACAGCAGCAGCAGCAACAAGAAGUAGGAAGCAGCAGCAACAACCUGGUUGCCGCCACACCGGCAACAUCGCGCCAUUGCAAUUUGCAUUUAAUUGUUGUGAUUAUCUUGGCCUGCUGCACACGUUGGCUCUAUGGCUUGCCGGAUGGCCGUGCCACCUGCCGUUCAGUGCCUGGAUUGAGCAAGGAUCAAGUGGAGCUCUGCUACAAGGCCAGUGAUGUGACGGCGGCAGCUCUCGAAGGACUCGACAUGGCCAUACGUGAAUGUCAAAUUCAGUUUCAAUGGCAUCGCUGGAACUGUUCAUCGCUGAGCACAAAGAGCCGCAAUCCGCAUGCCUCCAGUUUGCUGAAGAAAGGCUACCGGGAGAGUGCGUUCGCCUUUGCCAUAUCGGCUGCCGGGGUGGCACACAGUGUGGCCCGCGCCUGCAGCCAAGGCCGUUUGAUGUCCUGCGGCUGCGACCCCACCAUCAAUCGCAAAACGCUCAACAAGAACCUGCGCCAGUCGCUCGACAAGGAGAAGAAGCUGUUUCUCCAGUACUUGGAAACGAACCAGAUUCUAACGCCCGAGGAGGAGAAGAAGUACGAGCGCUCCAAGAUCGCCAGUCGCUGGAAAUGGGGCGGCUGCUCCCACAACAUGGACUUUGGCGUCGAGUACUCCAAGCUGUUCCUCGACUGCCGUGAGAAGGCCGGCGACAUUCAGUCGAAGAUCAAUCUGCACAACAAUCACGCCGGCAGAAUAGCCGUCUCCAACAACAUGGAGUUCCGCUGCAAGUGCCAUGGAAUGUCCGGCAGCUGCCAGCUGAAGACCUGCUGGAAGUCGGCCCCCGACUUCCACAUCGUUGGCAAGGUGCUGAAGCACCAGUUCCGCAAGGCCAUUCUCGUCGAUCAAUCGAAUCUUGGCAACGGGGAGCCCGUGGUCGUUUUGAAAAGGGCGCGCAAUAAGAAAUCAAAUGGAGGCAGCGGCUCGGGAUCCAGCUCCCCCGAUCUGGACACCGCUGAUGCAUCUGGGGGUCCCGAUGGAGGAGGAACGGGCAGUUCCGAGUCACGACGACACGAGGAACUCGGAGUGGAGCGGGGCUCGCGGCAACCAAGUGCCGAUAAAAAUGCAGCAAGGAUGGCCCGAAAACUGGAGACAUCGCUGUUCUACUAUCAGCGCUCGCCAAACUUUUGUGAACGGGAUUUGGGAGCUGAUAUACAGGGCACUGUGGGUCGAAAGUGCAACCGGAACACCACCACCAGCGACGGAUGCACCUCCCUCUGCUGUGGGCGUGGCCACAGUCAAAUCAUCCAGCGGCGGGCGGAGCGGUGUCACUGUAAAUUUCAAUGGUGCUGUAAUGUGGAGUGCGAGGAGUGCCACGUGGAGGAAUGGAUUAGCAUAUGCAAUUGAGGAAAAUAGAGGAAACGGGAAGGCAGGGAGUGAGCGGGAGCCUCAACCACAACCACGCAUAAGAAAAGACUUUUCUUCAAUCUAACAAAACUUUACACACAAAUCAGUAUUAAAGAAACAAAAACAUAACAUACGCAAUAGGGCAAACAUCAAUAAACGUGUGUAAAUGCAAUGCUUAGUUUAACAAUCUCCAGCCAUUUGGAAUACGUAUAAAUAUAUUUUGUAAAUACGAAUAAUAAGAUGCAUAAUUAGUCUGUCAAUCAGCUGACUUUCACUCGCG